AUGGCUUCAAAACAGGCUAACAAACGAUUGAUGAAAGAGCUCGUCGACCUCAACAAAUCACCACCCCCAUUCAUCAUUGCUCGUCCGAGAGAGACUGAUAUUCUCGAAUGGCAUUACAUCCUACGUGGACCACCCGACACCCCUUACGAAGGCGGAGAGUUUUGGGGUACAGUCAUCUUCCCGGCCGAAUAUCCCUUCAAGCCUCCGGCCAUCAAGAUGCUCACCCCAUCCGGCCGAUUUCAGCCUGAUCGCAAGAUCUGUACCAGUAUGAGUGACUAUCAUCCUGCCUCAUGGAAUCCGGCUUGGAGUGUGGCAACGAUCUUAAACGGGCUACUUUCGUUCAUGGUUGCUGAAGAAAUGACGACCGGAAGUGUGCGAUCAAGUGAUGGUGACCGCAGACUGUUUGCCAAACGCUCCCAUUCCUUCAACGUAGCCCAUCCGCGUUUCCGCACGAUCUUCCCUGAAUAUUCGGACCCCCAAGGGCCAAUCGAUUUGCCGAAUAUGGGUGAGGCCAAGAAGCCCUCGGCCACGAGCAGCGACGGCUCCUCGCCAGCCCCCUUGCCGAAGUCCCUGCCCAAGUCCGAUUCGGGCACAGCCCCGAUCUCGGAACGUGCCGCACAUGCGAUGGCCAAGGUUCAGCAAGGCCAAUCCCAACUCUCCGGCUCGCGUCCCUUGCUCAAGGCGGUCUUUGCCGGCCUUGGCUUGUGGAUGGUAUUGUCCUGGUUGGUCGGUUGA
Molecule: messenger RNA, 735 nt
Organism: Puccinia graminis f. sp. tritici CRL 75-36-700-3
Lineage: Eukaryota; Fungi; Basidiomycota; Pucciniomycetes; Pucciniales; Pucciniaceae
Product: ubiquitin-conjugating enzyme E2 J2
Exons: 7
Coding region: 1-735 (244 amino acids)
Source: RefSeq, a predicted model, not a curated record